UACACCAUUGGUCAGCUACGUGUAUCUAUUCGUCCUUCUCUUUCGAGCUUUGAAAGUGCUCUUUUACGCGGCUUUCCCUUUCCUCCUGUCCAACCUGGUGGUAGCAAACCACCCCUGUGCAAUUCGCCCUUCCUGGUCGCCUCUUUGUCGGACCGAAAAGCGUCGCUUUGAAGCAGCGAGAGUGCGACUGGCACCCAUACUCCCCACCACCCACUGUUGGUUGCCGGGUUUACCACCCACCAAUAUACAACCCCGCUCGCUCCGCUUGCCGCGACGACCGCAGACACAAAAACAAUAACAAAUCGAUUCGCGAGGGCAAUAGGAAGGGGUCAACGAGAGGUAGGACGAUGAAGAAGAGAGGCAGAAGAGGAAAAGAGGGUGGUUAUACAUAUCUCUCUCUAUCUCUUGACUCUCCCUUCAUCCCACUCCAACUCUCUUUCUCUCUCAUUUCUCCUCGUCCCUCUUUCUGGAUAUUGUAUAGAGAACGUUAUGCUAAAGUAUGCAUGCACGAGGGUCGGUCCAAUGGUCAGGAAUCUCGCGAGUUCGUUCUGUGGCAGUACGUAUCCGGACGUAUUUCUCUGUACCCCAUUCGUGUUUCGCGAGGGAGAAUCCGUGUGCACAUUAUUUGUGUACCGAUGGUACUGCAUAACUUCCGGUCAACUGGACGGAAACUUACAAAGAUCAGCUGUGUGCUUCUUGUUAUCAUAAUAAGAAUCGGGGUGAAGCAUAACUAGAAGAUGAUUUACUGUAAUGAUAAUCGGCCUGAAUUAUAGUAGGCUACCGGACGGGUUUCCAUGGAAUAUGGGAUCUGGAGUUUUUACGCCGCGGGUGAACUUUGGGGUGAUCCGCGUCUCACCCGAAGGCAUCCGAUUCUACCAUCAAGUGCAACACAGUUACUGCCGAGAUCCGCAUUCGCCUUGAAUGGCUUCCAUCGACCAAAUAUGGUGUCAUUACCAUUGACUUCCGUUGGGCUACCAUAUGGACCUAUGGAACUCGUUACAAAACGGAAUAGUGAACGGGAUGUGAAGAACGAGGAGAGAAAAAAAGAAAAACAAGAUGACAACGAAGAAAACAUCGAACGAGCCAACGAAAAUGAUAAUCAGACUUCCGUGCCGAAAGAAAAUAACGACAAUGAAGAUGCUGGAGAGGAAAGCGAUACUGGAAGUACAAAUAGUUCACACCAUUUAGCUAACAAUAAUUUACCGACAAAACUACUCGAUCCUAUGGCUUAUCUGACAUUUGACAAGGAUGGAACAGUUACACCAGUUCUGAAUGGCUGGGUCCUUGGCGCUUAUACCGCUAUGCUUGAAAGACUUUCAGCAGCGACAGCAGCUCUCGAAGCAACAGAAAUUCCAAACAUUCCAUCUGACAGCGAUUCUGAGAGCGAGCAUUCGUCUUACACCGAAAAAUCUCGAGGUAGUAGUCCAAACAUUAGCAAUGCACAUCGUGGUUAUUCCUGCGGUUCUUGUGACAUGGUUGCGCCAACAAGGCCAGCUUUGCGAAAACACAUUGUUAAUUGUCAUCCAUCAGUAUUCAGCGCAGAAGCUGGAGAAAAGAAAAAUUGUCCGUCCUCGGGCUGUGAUUUUACCACGAAUAGUAGAUGCGAAAUGGAGACUCACGUAGCUUCACACGUAGCACAAGGGAUGACACCCACUGGAAAGAAACGAACUUUUGCAUUACAACGCGUCAGGUAUAGGUAUGAAAGGGAAGAAUACAGAUGCUCGUUAUGCUCAUAUGCCUGCACUAUCGAAAAGGCAUUUCAGAGGCAUUUGAGAGCCCACGCAAAUGGUAUAGCGCCGGAAACGAGAGUGAGUUGUGCUGUUUGUGGGGCGGAUAGAUCAUCGGAAGUCGAUCUGAGUAGACAUAUGAGAAGACAUCGUGACGACCGAUACUUUUGCUGUGACAUUUGCAUUUUUCGCACAGUACAAUUAAAAAAGCUCAUUCAACACCGGCGAAUGCAUACAGGCGAGAAACCACAUCUAUGUCCACAUUGUGCAUACAGAAGUGCACGUCGUGAUAAUUUACGUAGCCAUGUAAGAAGAGUCCAUAAAAAAGAGAAUCUGUAUUGCGAUACAUUUAGUCCACGUGGUAUGUUGCUUACACCUACGAUUGAAAAAGAUAUAUCUCUGAUGCAGAGCCCGGAAUCUUCGCCUUCAUCCAAUUCGGAGUCGAUGAAUUAAUAAAAAAAUACAAUACAAGACAUGAAAAUAAUUGAAAUUUCGAAAUUUGAUUGGGGACCGAAAAAUUAAGCGGUUCGUCGUCGCUUUAUAUGUCCUUAACUUUGUCAAUAUAUAAUGACUUAGUCAAUAUAUAAUGACUUAGAGAUAAUAAAAUCGAUUUUACAUUGGCAGCGAAGAUCAUAUCGUCACUAUUCGAGCUUUUUUGAGAAUUGUGAAUCGAUUCUUUUAAAAAUUGAUCAAAUGAUCUAAAUUAAUCUUGAAAUAAAAAUUUGUAGAAAAAUCAAUAUUAGUUAUUUCUUAUUUGAUUAUUUCAAUCAA
Messenger RNA from Apis laboriosa (Himalayan honeybee), 2498 nucleotides. Its product is annotated as zinc finger and BTB domain-containing protein 41-like. Lineage: Eukaryota; Metazoa; Arthropoda; Insecta; Hymenoptera; Apidae. The coding region runs from base 795 to 2180 and encodes 461 amino acids. Gene Ontology annotation, cellular component: nucleus. The transcript has 7 exons. The record is from RefSeq and is a predicted model, not a curated record. Gene Ontology annotation, biological process: regulation of gene expression.